Molecule: messenger RNA, 1343 nt
Organism: Strigops habroptila (Kakapo)
Lineage: Eukaryota; Metazoa; Chordata; Aves; Psittaciformes; Psittacidae
Gene: HNRNPC
Product: heterogeneous nuclear ribonucleoprotein C
Exons: 9
Coding region: 137-1054 (305 amino acids)
Cellular component (GO): nucleus
Molecular function (GO): RNA binding
Source: RefSeq, a predicted model, not a curated record
CCAUUUUGCGAGCAGCGCCCGAAGGCGGCGGCGGCGGCGGCGGGAGCGGGGCCGACAGCGGUUUUAUUGAGCCGGCGGCGACCGCCCCUUCCCUGCCCCCCCCCUCCCCAAAUACCACCACCCCCCAACCACCGCCAUGGCCAGCAACGUGACCAACAAGACGGACCCGCGGUCCAUGAACUCGCGGGUGUUCAUCGGGAACCUCAACACGCUGGUGGUGAAGAAGAGCGACGUGGAGGCCAUCUUCUCCAAGUACGGCAAGAUCGUGGGCUGCUCGGUCCACAAAGGCUUCGCCUUCGUGCAGUACGUCAACGAGCGCAACGCCCGCGCCGCCGUGGCCGGGGAGGACGGGCGCAUGAUCGCGGGGCAGGUCCUGGAUAUCAACCUGGCGGCCGAGCCGAAGGUGAACCGGGGCAAGGCCGGGGUGAAGCGCUCGGCAGCUGAGCUCUAUGGGUCAGUACCUGCCCCACCUUCUCCGGCCCCUCUCGUCAGAUCCUCCUUCGACCUCGACUACGAUUUCCAGAGGGACUAUUAUGACAGGAUGUACAGCUACCCGGCGCGGGUGCCCCCCCCGCCCCCCAUCGCCCGGGCCGUGGUGCCCUCCAAGCGGCAGCGGGUCUCCGGCAACACCUCCCGGCGCGGCAAGAGCUUCAACAGCAAGAGCGGGCAGCGCGGCUCCUCCUCCAAGUCCUCCAAGGUGAAGGGCGACGACCUGCAGAGCAUCAAGAAGGAGCUGAGCCAGAUCAAGCAGAAGGUGGACGCGCUGCUGGAGAGCCUGGAGCGGCUCGAGAGGGAGCAGAAGCUGAAGAGCGAGAAGGCGGAGGAGGAGCUGUGCGGGGGCGGGGCCGGCGCCGGGGGCGGGGCCAAGAAGGACGAAGGCGCCGGCGGGGGGGGGAAGGGCGACGGCGACGAGUCCCCCGAGGAGGGAGACCUGGAGGAGGAGGAGCCCGAGGAGCGCGAGCACGAGCAGCUCGAGUCCCUGAAGGGCGACGAGAAGGAGGCGGAGGAGGGGGAGGACGAUCGCGACAGCGCCAACGGCGAGGACGACUCCUAAGCCCCGCCCCCUCCCACAAGCCCCGCCCCCUUCCCCCCCACAGGCCCCGCCCCCCGCCGUGGUCGUGGUGUCGUGACCCCGCCCCCUUUUGGCCCCCUCCGAGCCACGCCCCACUCCUGCGCCCCCAUAGGUCGGUUUAGCCCCCGCCCCUCAUGACGUCAGUUGGCCCCGCCCCCCCUCCGUCCUUGCUCCUGGCCACGCCCCCUUCGGUCCGACCCUUCCCCCCCCCCCCCCCCCGGUUGAUUUUGAUACCUUCGGGAUUGGCUGAUUAAAGGGUGGAACGUUUGUA